CGGUCACUUCAGUUGUUUACUUUUUUACUUUGCGUGCAGCGGAAAACCGGGCCGAAUUCAACCGCUCGAAUUUUUUUAUUAUUUUUUUUUUCGCCACCCUUGCCGCCGCAUUUUGCCGCAAAUUAGUGUAAAUAGAAGAGAAGCAGCGAUUGGAAUGAAAGCGCGCGGUUUUUUUAGUGUGUGAAAAUGUAUCGAAAAUGAAAGAAGUGAAGAAGGCGCAAAGAGAGCUGCUAAAGAAGUGCGUGCCGAAAAAAGAGAGCGGCAAAAAGUGCCAAAAAUAAAAUAACAAAAAAGAAACGAAAAUCAAAAUUUAAUAAAACAGGCUGGGGAGAAGGGCGAUCGUAAAGGAAAAGAACGAACGAAGAGUGAGAGAGGCGAAAGCAACAGCAACAAGUGGGCAAAGAUGUGCAAAUGACAAAUUGGUCAAAACUCCGACUCCUGUUUCCCUCGCUCUCUCGCUCUCUCUCACGCACUCCCACUCGCUCACGCACACGCGCACGCACAUCUCCUGCAUUGGCCAUCUCGCUCGCACGCGGCGAAAAGGGAAACGGGAACUGGAACAGGAAUCGAGAACAGCCGGCGGUCAAGUUCAAGUGGGAACGGAAGGUGCAAGGAAAACAUGCGGAGACCGGUAACCGCCUUAAAUCGCAAUCACUACUUCGUCAUUGGCCUGCUCCUGGGCCUCCUGUUCAGCUGGCACAUUCCGCAGGACAUCUGGGAGGAGGAGUGCCCCGAGGAGGCCGCCGAGAAUCUGCUGAUCGAGCGAUUCGGCCAGGAGUUCGAGCCCCAUUUGAAUCUGAUCAACAAGCCGCUGGCGGCCAAAAAGCCGAUGAGGAAAUUUAUCCGACAUCGCGCUUUAUUUUCGGUGAAGAAUGUGAUCCGACCGCGCUAUUACUCCUCGGAGCUGGGCAUCCGCGAGAAGCUCUUCAUCGGGGUGAUGACCUCGCAGGAGCACAUCAACACCUUUGCGACCGCCUUCAAUCGCACCACCGCCCACCUGGUCAACAAGAUCAAGUUCUUCAUUUACGCGGACAGUGUGAAGACCAACUACAAGCUGAAGAACAUCGUCGGAUUCACGGACACGCGCGAGAGCCGGCGACCGUUCCACGUGGUCAAGUACAUUGCGGACAACUAUCUGGAUGAGUACGACUACUUUCUGCUGGUGCCCGACACCGUCUACGUGGAUGCCCGCAAGCUGGUGAAGCUGCUCUACCACAUGAGCAUCACCUUUGACCUGUACAUGGGUGGCGCUCGCAUCGGUCUCGAUCCUCCAGGUGGCGGCGGCGGCGGCGCCAGUGCCUCCGUCGAUGGUGGCGAUGGCCAGUCGAACGAGCCGCCGGCGAAUGAGGAUGAGGCUCCCGGGGCCAGUGAUCGCAACUACUGUUCGCUGGAGGCGGGCAUCCUGCUCAGCAGCAGCGUCAUCCGCAAGAUGCGCAACAAUCUGGAGCGCUGCGUCCGGAUCGGUAGCACCAGUGACCACAGUGUCAACAUCGGGCGUUGCGUCAAGUACGCCAGUCGGGUGUCCGGCUGCCAGGAGAGCUUCCAGGGCAUGCGGCAAUUCAGCUACGCCUUGGAUGCGCCGGGCCGCCGUCAUCGCGAAUUCAGCGAACUGGCCAAGGAGGAGGCCUUCCGCAAUGCCAGCACCGUGUAUCCCGUCCAGACGCCGGAGGACUUCUACCGCCUGCAUGCCUACUACUCCAAGCACCACCUGGAGAAGGUGCAGGAGCGAGGCUAUGCUCUGGAGCAGAAGUCGUACCGGAUUGCCAAUGGGAGCAUAUCGAACAAGAUACUGGAGAUCCGGUGGCCGCUGGGCGUGCCGCCGCCCAGUGCGCCGGAGACGCGCCACGACAUCCUCACGUGGCAGCUGCUCAAUGGGACGCACAGCUUCCUGCCCAAUGGGAAUGCGGAGCACGCGUUGGCGACGCUGUCGCGGAUCGAGGCACAGGACUUUGCCAAGGUCCUGGAGAUAGCACUACAGUAUGCGGCCCUCAAGCAUCCGCGCCUGAGCUACCACAGCCUGCACAGUGCCUAUCGGAAGUUCGAUGCCACACGUGGCAUGGACUACCAGCUGCAUCUCAAUCUGCAGGAGGGAUCGGGUCGCAGUCGCCGACUUGUGGUCAAGAGCUUUGAGGUGGUGAAGCCAUUGGGUCGCGUGGAGGUGGUACCCUCGCCCUACGUCACCGAGAGCACCAGAAUUGCCAUGUUGGUGCCCGCCUUCGAGCACCAGGUGCCGGAUGCUCUGCUGUUUGUGGAACAGUACGAAAGGAUUUGCAUGCAAAACCAGGACAACACCUUCCUGCUGCUGAUCUUCAUGUACCGCCUGGACUCGCCCAGCAAGGGCGACGAGGAUCCCUUCAAGGCAUUGAAGACGCUGGCCCUGGACUUGUCUUCAAAGUACAAAACGGAUGGCUCCCGCAUCGCCUGGGUGUCCAUCCGGCUGCCGGAGCAACUGAGCGAGCCGGUGAAUUCGCAGGACUGGCUGCUGCACGCCUCCAUGUAUGGACCACGCCAGCUGCUCAGUCUGGUGGUUGCGGAUCUGGCACUGCCCAAGCUGGGCCUUGAAUCCCUCGUGCUUCUGGCCACUCCCGGCAUGGUCUUCAAGGCGGACUUUCUGAACCGCGUGCGCAUGAAUACGAUACAGGGCUUCCAGGUGUACGCCCCCAUCGGCUUCCAAAUGUAUCCGUGCCGCUGGGCGCAGUUCUGUCGGGAGUGCGACACCUGCGACGUGAGUCAGAGCAGCGGCUACUUCGAUCGCCACAACCACGACGUGAUCGCUUUCUACAGCCGGGACUAUGUCCAGGCUCGCAAGCUGCUGCAUCCGCAAGGACUGCCGAUCAUACGCAGCGACCUGGACAUCGACCAGUUGCUGCUGCAGCCGGGCGAGGAGACGCGACCGCCGGGCGUGGAAAGUAUACUCGACAUGUUCGUGGCGGCACAGCACUCGGUGCAUAUACUGCGCGGAGUGGAGCCGAAUCUGCGCUUCGGCCAGGAUGUGCGGAAUCACUUGGCGCGCGGUGGAACGCUGCCGCAGAGCGUGCCGGAACGCUGCGGUCGGGAGCAGUGCAUCCAUUUGGCGUCGCGCAAGCAGAUCGGCGACGCCAUUAUUCGCUACGAGGACAAAAGUAUUCAACACAAAUAGUUGGUUGUAGUCCGAAGGCUCCUUUCCAGCGCCAGCGCCAGCUCCAGCUUCAGCUCCUGCCUGUAAUAUCAUCAGUUCCUUUUUAUGAUAUUCCCAUGUGUACAUGACCGUGUGAUUGAGCAGAAUGAAUGAAUGUGAUUCCGCCCCCCGGUGUGCGUGUGUACAACUCCUACACUCGCACCCAAGGCUUAAAGUAAA
Molecule: messenger RNA, 3337 nt
Organism: Drosophila santomea
Lineage: Eukaryota; Metazoa; Arthropoda; Insecta; Diptera; Drosophilidae
Gene: Chpf
Product: chondroitin sulfate synthase 2
Exons: 7
Coding region: 620-3139 (839 amino acids)
Cellular component (GO): Golgi cisterna membrane
Molecular function (GO): glucuronosyl-N-acetylgalactosaminyl-proteoglycan 4-beta-N-acetylgalactosaminyltransferase activity
Source: RefSeq, a predicted model, not a curated record